AUGGCGAUUACAUUACCACAAUUCGGCGCAACCCGGCUAAGAUCAUACAUCCUCCGUUUACCUCUGUUCACAAGAUGUAUAGUAGCCAUCAUAUUCAUACUAUGGCUUGUCAGUUUGCAGUCAGCUUGGGAUUUACAGAAAUGGGGCGGCUUGUACCCAAAUGAGAUUGGGUUGCAGACAAUGUACCGCACGAAUACUUUCCCAUUGAUACAUAUGGGGUUCAUACACAUGAUAAUGAAUAUCAUUGCUCUAACUCCAUUGUUGGAGAGAUUUGAGGCAGAAUAUGGGACUUUGACUACAUUGGCAUUAUUUAUGGGCCCUUUGUCGACGAUUCCUGCAUUAAUAUAUACAUUCGUAGAAAGGGGGAUCUUCCAUAUGAACACAGGAGUGAUGGGUGCCAGUAUCUGGGUUUUCACCCUACUUGCAAUGGAAGCGAUCAAGACAUAUAAAACAAACCCAAAUUUCGUAUUGGGUACAGUCCAAAUUCCAACGUGGACAACACCAAUUAUCCUUACGCUAUUCAUCUCCUUCUUGGUACCACAUACCAGCUUCCUUGGUCACCUUUGCGGACUUGUUUUUGGUUACGGAUGGGGCCUGGGUUAUCUCAAAUUCUUAGCUCCGCCAGAGAAGAUCCUAAGAUGGAUUGAAGGAAAAAUGAAUCUUUUGGGUAGAUUACCACACUACGUUUCCGUCGACCAAAAAACUGUUGGAAGAUAUGGCUUAUUACCUACCACCAACAAUCCAAUCAUCUCAUCCGACACAAGCAUUGCGCUAGGAUUUUCUGGCCAAGCACAGCGAUUGGGACCUUAA
Messenger RNA from Sclerotinia sclerotiorum 1980 UF-70, 810 nucleotides. RefSeq lists its product as hypothetical. The record is from RefSeq and is a predicted model, not a curated record. The transcript is spliced from 5 exons. Gene Ontology annotation, cellular component: membrane. Gene Ontology annotation, molecular function: serine-type endopeptidase activity. Lineage: Eukaryota; Fungi; Ascomycota; Leotiomycetes; Helotiales; Sclerotiniaceae. Bases 1 to 810 code for a protein of 269 amino acids.